Molecule: messenger RNA, 3382 nt
Organism: Dendronephthya gigantea
Lineage: Eukaryota; Metazoa; Cnidaria; Anthozoa; Malacalcyonacea; Nephtheidae
Product: transient receptor potential cation channel subfamily V member 3-like
Exons: 8
Coding region: 318-3071 (917 amino acids)
Biological process (GO): calcium ion import across plasma membrane
Cellular component (GO): membrane
Molecular function (GO): calcium channel activity; protein binding
Source: RefSeq, a predicted model, not a curated record
AUACGACCGGUCUGACCAUUUUGGCCGCUUAAUGGAAAGCGCCCUUAGAUGGCCGGUGUGUCUAAAAAUGGACCACUAGUGGACUAUUGGUCUGAUAUGAUUGAGUUAGGCUACAUCAAAUUUCUGGUGCAUGCAGUGACGACAUAGAGACUGUGUUUGUACCGAAGACUAGAGAAGAGUCGUGCAUGACAUUGUAGGUCUUUACAAUAUACAAUAUACAAUAUACAGUACGUGCGUUAAACUGCUAAAGAGUUAAAUCUUCUUGAUCUACCGACUCAGUAGCUUCAACCUUCUCAUCCAGAAUCCUUUAAAACAAAAUGGAUGAACGUAGUGAGGAACCAGAGCGUCAUGCGAACCGCAACAAAUCAACUAAAUUGAAACGCUACGAAGAAUUGCUUCUGAAAUGCAUGUUGGGAACAUCACGUCACAACGAGCCACUCCAAGCUGUCGUUGAAAACCAGUUAAACCAAACUGCUCUACAGGAGACAAAUAACAGUAUUUUGGAACGAAAUCGUGCCUUACUGCAGUAUGCAGCAACAAUUGCAAACUCUAACAGUCUCUCUGAUAAGUUUAACUACGAGUUUGUAGAAUCCUUGGUAAAAGGCGGUGCUGAUAUUAAUAUCGCUGAUCAGUACGGACAGUCGAUAUUUCACGAGGUUGCAAGGUCAUGGGAUUGUGAUAUUGCCCAGUUUCUUCUCGAAAUGGGCUGUGAUAUCAAUAAGAAAGAUUCCUAUGGACGAUCACCUCUCCAUGUUGCUGCUGCUGUCGAUUAUGUAAAAAUGACGGAAUUCCUCUUGUUAAAUAAUGCGAACAUUGAUGCAAGGACUAUCGGUGAAAAUCAAGCCCCUAUUCACUAUGCCGCAAAAAAUGGCGCGGCUAAAUCACUUCAAAUGUUGCUGGGAUAUCACGCAGACAUCAACUCUUUGGAUUCUAAACAACGCACCCCACUACAUUUAGCUGCAGAAUGGACACGUGCGAAAACAACAGAGGUUCUACUCGAGGAAGGCGCUACUUGUUGUCUACUUGAUUCUUCAGGAAAUACUGCGCUCUCUACUCUUAUCGACCGCUUGCCAAACCUUGCGUUGGAAGCAUUGAACCAAUUGCACACCACAGAUAUCAUUACCAUGAAGGAAUUUUACUACAUUCAAUUCCUCGAACAGUCGCUGCCCCAAGAGAAUGAAGAAACAACUUCAUUGAUAGAUACACCUGUGCAACUUGAUACGAAGGUACGCGCAAAGAAGAACGCUUUCGCGCAACCAAAAAUAUCCGGACGGACCCCACUUGAAAUGGCAGUAAUUACACGAAAAUACGAGGUAGUUACACAUCCAGUUAUGCAGAGGCUUAUACAUAACAAAUGGAUACGAUAUGGUCGUCUGUCUACCAUCGUGGAUCUGUUAUUUCAUAUAGUAUAUGGAAUAUUGUGGACUACUGGUUGCAUGUCCACUCCUGACACAGGAAAGGCAUUAUAUGAGCCGUUUGAUGCGCGCAUAUGGGUGAAAAUCAUUGGCUUAAUUCUUGGGAUCAUGACUUUUUAUGAGAUCGUGAUGCAGGUCAGAGCGACUAUGAAAGCUAGAAAAUCGCAGAAAGACUGGGUUGAUUGGCGGACUGCGCAACUUGAAGACGAGAAACAGUAUUGCCAUCCACGGUGGCCUCAGGAGGAGAAGUACAUAGAAAUUGAAAUGAAACGGAUCAAAUCCUUGCCCACUCUGAACUCCUUCGGCGCCUGGUUUUAUUUGGACUGGAUUGUGAUUCUCCUAAUCAUUGUUACCGUUGCGACAAGUGUCGUGUAUUUCUAUAAGGACAAUAGCAGCACUCGAUACUUGUAUACGCGUACUUUAAGCUUUGUGAAUCUUUUGGUCUGGCUGCGACUGCUGAAAUGUGUCCGUCCUUUCCACGGUAUCGGAACCCUCGUUAUCAUAUUAGGAGAAACUGUCACAGAUUUCAUCAACUGGGCGUUUCUCUAUCUGCUUUUACUCAUACCGUUCACAGCAGCAUUUUGGAUAAAUUUCGGAGAUGUUUCUAUACAUCCUGUGGAAGGCUACAAUGAAGGUAACAACCUGCUCUACAGCGUGUUCCGGAUAGCAGUAGGUGACGAUUUUAACCUUGAAGGAAUAGUAGAAGCUGAUCCAGUCAUGUCCAGAAUCCUUGUUGCCUUGUACGUCACCGCCGUAUCCAUUGUUACGUUGAACCUACUGAUAGCCUUGCUGAGUGACACUUUCUCUCGUGUGUACGGUAACGCUGUUGCAAAUACCAUAAUGCAAAGGGCGAUUAAAGUUGUCGACUCUAAGAAUUUGUUGACCAAAAACCAGUGGCUUAAAUACGAAGAGUACAUGCGUACUAACUGCAGUCCUGAAGUCAUAGACAUCGAGGUGAAGGAACGAAGUUCUUCGAGCGAUCAACAGAUGGCACAAUUUGAAGUUCAGAAUCAAUUACUUUACCUUCAUGAGCUUCUCGCCGAUCGUUUUGGUAGGGUGUAUGGAAAAAACAAGCUUUCAGAUUUCGACGCGCUGUUGCAUGAUAUUGGACAGUUAAGGACUAUGCAAAAUGAAUUGUUACAAGACCUUGUGAGAAUUCAAGAAUUGCUGAGCAUGUAUUCAGGCAAGAAAUUGAAAUUUUCAUCCAACAAAUCUCGACGCCAGAAGAGUGAACAGCAUGAAAGUACGGAUGAAAAAGGAAAGGGAGAAAAGAAACGAUCAAAAAGAUUAUCUGAAUCAGAAAAGGAUGAUUCAAAGAGCAUUCUCUCUACUAUACAAGAGAAAGCAUUAUCGCUUUUCCACAAGAUAACAGGCGAGUCGGAAGAAGCAGAAAUGCUCACUUCAAAACGAGAAAGAAAAGGAGGGAGACGACGACCACGGUCGGAACAAAGUGAUAAUGAACGUCGAAAAAAAAGACGUCGCCGAAGAAGACACAGUAGCGAAGAUAAUGACGAAACUACAUCGCUUGUAAGAAGAAGACAAGGUCGACGGGAUCCUGAUCGUUCUGAAGUAGAGGACCAGCAGAAUCAAAAUACAACCGAACUUUCUAUGGUACGUUACGAACCUAGAGAGAAAAAUGAACAUUCAAAUGCCUAAUUCAAUGCUGGGAAAUUUACUGAUAUCGAUAUGUAUAUUGGGUAGAGGGUGUAACCAAGGAAGUACCGAGGCGUGUGUGUAAAUAUCCCGUAUUCACGCCCUAUAAAACUUACUUCAAAUGGAUGAUAUUCGUGUGUCUUGUCAGAUACAAUGCAGAUGAUUUUUCACGGACAGUAAGCGUCGCACUACCUCGAUAUUGUUGACUAUCAACAAUGCGUAACAUCCAAGUUAUUGGUAUUUUACCCUUACGAGUACAUACACGUAUGUAAAAGAUUAAACCAAUUAAAAUUUUUAUAUAAUUAAUCAUACGU